Molecule: messenger RNA, 8878 nt
Organism: Anguilla rostrata (American eel)
Lineage: Eukaryota; Metazoa; Chordata; Actinopteri; Anguilliformes; Anguillidae
Product: spectrin beta chain, non-erythrocytic 1
Exons: 35
Coding region: 542-7594 (2350 amino acids)
Biological process (GO): protein localization to plasma membrane; actin cytoskeleton organization
Cellular component (GO): cell projection; plasma membrane; cell junction
Molecular function (GO): structural constituent of cytoskeleton; phospholipid binding; actin filament binding
Source: RefSeq, a predicted model, not a curated record
UUAGCCUUCCAUUGAGUGCGGGAGGGCAGAGCCUGCUGUGUCCCUCUUUCUUUCUCUCUCUCUCUCUCUCUUUCUCUCUUUCUCUCUCUCUGUGGCUGCACCAGUGCCAUGAAAGAACUUCUCUUUUGGCCUGCCCUGGAGGAUUUCCCUGCAACUUGGCGCUUGUGAGAAAACGUAGCGGUUUUGUUUUUUUUUUUCUUCUUCUUCUUUCCUCCCCGUGGGGGACCGUUUGAAGGGGAGGAGUGGGGCAGAGGAAGAAGGAGAGGGGGGGGGGUCUGUUUUGAAUGGGGAGGAACAAUCCGAGGAGCACGCCGCUGUGCUGAGAGGUGCAGCCCGCUGGAUUCGGGACACUGCCGCUUGGAGACCCCUGGGUCCUUUCCCUCCCUUUUGUCUGGGACCUGACCUGAGUCUGCCGUCCAGGAGCCCCCGCGAACCGCUAGACUCUCCUUCCCCCCUUCUCCCCCAAAUCGUUUCCUUUUUUCCGGCUAUUUUUUUUUUGUGUGAGCGGGGUCUGGAGACCCGAGCCCCCCGGGUCCAGACCAUGGAGCUGCAGCGGGCCUCCAGCAUGCCUGGCCCCCUGACCCCCGGCCCCAGCCCCGGCCCCAGCCCCAGCCCCAGCCCCAGCCCCGUCCCCGGCUUCUCUGGCCAGACGGCUUUCAAUUACAACCAGCUGGAGGGUCGCUUUAAGCAGCUCCAAGACGAGCGCGAGGCGGUGCAGAAGAAGACCUUCACCAAAUGGGUCAACUCCCACCUGUCGCGCGUGUCCUGCCGCAUCACCGACCUGUACAUGGACCUGCGCGACGGACGCAUGCUCAUCAAGCUGCUGGAGGUGCUGAGCGGCGAGAGGCUGCCCAAGCCCACCAAAGGGCGCAUGAGGAUCCACUGCCUGGAGAACGUGGACAAGGCCCUGCAGUUCCUCAAGGAGCAGAGGGUGCACCUGGAGAACAUGGGCUCCCACGACAUCGUCGACGGCAACCACCGCCUCACUCUGGGCCUCAUCUGGACCAUCAUCCUCAGGUUCCAGAUCCAGGACAUCAGCGUGGAGACAGAGGACAACAAGGAGAAGAAGUCUGCCAAGGAUGCGCUGCUGCUCUGGUGCCAGAUGAAGACUGCAGGGUAUCCCAACGUCAACAUUCACAACUUCACCACCAGCUGGAGGGAUGGCAUGGCCUUCAAUGCCAUCAUACACAAACACAGACCGGACCUGAUCGACUUUGACAAGCUGAAGAAGUCCAACGCCCACCACAACCUGCAGAACGCCUUCAACCUGGCCGAGCAGCACCUGGGGCUCACCAAGCUACUGGACCCCGAGGAUAUCAGUGUAGACCACCCAGAUGAGAAGUCCAUCAUCACCUAUGUGGUGACCUACUACCAUUACUUCUCCAAGAUGAAGGCUCUGAAGGUGGAGGGGAAGCGUAUUGGCAAGGUGCUGGACAAUGCCAUCGAGACGGAGAAGAUGAUCGAGAAGUAUGAGUCGCUGGCCUCCGACCUGCUGGAGUGGAUCGAGCAGACCAUCAUCAUCCUCAACAACCGCAAGUUCGCCAACUCCCUGGUGGGGGUGCAGCAGCAGCUGCAGGCCUUCAACACCUACCGAACCGUGGAGAAACCGCCAAAGUUUACGGAGAAGGGCAACCUGGAAGUGCUUCUCUUCACCAUCCAGAGCAAAAUGAGGGCCAAUAACCAGAAGGUGUACAUGCCCCGCGAGGGCAAGCUCAUCUCAGACAUCAACAAGGCCUGGGAGAGACUGGAGAAGGCGGAGCACGAGCGGGAGCUGGCCCUGAGGACAGAGCUCAUCCGGCAGGAGAAACUGGAGCAGCUGGCCCGCCGCUUCGACCGCAAGGCCGCCAUGAGGGAGACCUGGCUGAGCGAGAACCAGCGGCUCGUCUCACAGGACAAUUUUGGCUUCGACCUGCAGGCGGUGGAGGCGGCCACCAAGAAGCACGAGGCCAUCGAGACGGACAUCGCGGCGUACGAGGAGCGCGUGCAGGCCGUGCUGGCCGUGGCGCGCGAGCUGGAGGCGGAGAACUACCACGACAUCAAGCGCGUCGCCGCGCGCAAGGACAACGUGAUCCGCCUGUGGGAGUACCUGCUGGAGCUGCUCCGCGCCCGCCGGCAGAGGCUGGAGAUGAACCUGGGCCUGCAGAAGAUCUUCCAGGAGAUGCUCUACAUCAUGGACUGGAUGGACGAGAUGAAGAUGCUGCUGGUGUCCCAGGAUUAUGGGAAGCACCUGCUGGGCGUGGAGGACCUGCUGCAGAAACACGCGCUGGUGGAGGCCGACAUCGCCAUCCAGGCCGACCGCGUCAAGUCCGUCAACGCCACCGCGCAGAAAUUUGCCGUGGAAGCCGAGGGCUACAAGCCGUGCGACCCGCAGGUGAUCCUGGACCGUGUAUCGCACAUGGAGUUCUGCUACCAGGAGCUGGGCCAGCUGGCGGCGGAGCGGCGGGCGCGGCUGGAGGAGUCGCGGCGCCUCUGGAAGUUCUUCUGGGAGAUGGCGGAGGAGGAGAGCUGGAUCCGCGAGAAGGAGCAGAUCCUGUCGUCGGACGACUGCGGGAAGGACCUGACGGGCGUGCUGAGGCUGCUGAGCCAGCACAAGGCCUUCGAGGACGAGAUGAGCGGCCGCAGCGGCGGGCUGCAGCACACCGCGCGCGAGGGCCAGGAGAUGGUCGCCGCGGGCCACUUCGGCGCCGACAAGAUCAGCCAGCGAAUCGCCGAGGUGCAGGAGCAGUGGGCGGGGCUGGAGCGGCUGUCGGCCGUGCGCAAGGCCCGGCUGCGGGACGCCUGCAACAUGCACCAGUUCCAGGCGGACGCCGACGACGUGGACGCCUGGACGCUGGACGUGCUGCGCAUCGUCUCCAGCUCGGACGUGGGCCACGACGAGUUCUCCACCCAGGCGCUGGUCAAGAAGCACAAGGACGUGGCCGAGGAGAUCGCCAGCUACCGGCCGGCCAUCGACGCGCUGCACGAGCAGGCGCGGGCGCUGCCCGCCGAGCAGGCGGAGUCGGCCGAGGUGAAGGGCCGCCUGGCGGGCAUCGAGGAGCGCUACGCCGAGCUGGCCGAGCUGACGCGCCUCCGGAAGCAGGCCCUGCAGGACGCGCUCGCCCUCUACAAGAUGUCCAGCGAGGCGGACGCCUGCGAGGUGUGGAUCGACGAGAAGGAGCAAUGGCUCAACAGCAUGCACAUCCCCGAGAAGCUGGAGGACCUGGAGGUGAUCCAGCACAGGUUCGAAAGCCUGGAGCCGGAGAUGAACAACCAGGCUUCGCGCGUCGCCGUUGUCAACCAGAUCGCCAGGCAGUUGAUCCACAGUGGACACCCCAGCGAGAAGGAGAUCAAAGCCCAACAAGACAAGCUCAAUACCAGGUGGAGCCAGUUCCGUGACCUGGUGGACCUGAAGAAGGACUCCCUGAACUCCGCUCUGGGGGUGCAGAACUACCACCUGGAGUGCAACGAGACCAAGUCCUGGAUCCGCGAGAAGACCAAGGUGAUCGAGUCGACCCAGGAGCUGGGCAACGACCUGGCGGGCGUGAUGGCGCUGCAGCGCAAGCUGACGGGCAUGGAGCGCGACCUGGCCGCCAUCGAGGACAAGCUGGGCGACCUGCGCAAGGAGGCGGAGCGGCUGGGCGCCGAGCACCCCGACCAGGAGCAGGGCAUCGUGGGCCGGCUGGCCGAGAUCACCGGCGUGUGGGAGGAGAUGAAGGGCACCCUGCGCGCCCGCGAGGAGUCGCUGGGCGAGGCCAGCAAGCUGCAGCAGUUCCUGCGCCAGCUCGACGACUUCCAGUCCUGGCUGUCGCGCACGCAGACCGCCAUCGCCUCCGAGGACAUGCCCAACACGCUGGCCGAGGCCGAGAAGCUGCUGGCGCAGCACGAGGGCAUCAAGAGCGAGAUCGACAACUACGAGGAGGACUACCAGAAGAUGCGGGACAUGGGCGAGAUGGUGACGCAGGGCCAGACCGACGCCCAGUACAUGUUCCUGCGCCAGAGGCUCCAGGCCCUGGACACCGGCUGGAACGAGCUGCACAAGAUGUGGGAGAACCGCCAGAGCCUGCUGUCCCAGUCCCACGCCUACCAGCUGUUCCUCAGGGACACCAAGCAGGCCGAGGCCUUCCUCAACAACCAGGAGUACGUUCUGGCGCACACGGAGAUGCCCACCACCCUGGAGGCGGCGGAGGGCGCCAUCAAGAAGCAGGAGGACUUCAUGACCACCAUGGACGCCAACGAGGAGAAGAUCAACGGCGUGGUGGAGACGGGCCGUCGGUUGGUGAGCGACGGCAACAUCAACGCCGAGCGCAUCCAGGAGAAGGCCGACUCCAUCGACGACAGGCACAAGAAGAAUCGCGAGGCGGCCAGCGAGCUGCUGAUGAGGCUGAAGGACAACCGGGACCUGCAGAAGUUCCUGCAGGACUGCCAGGAGCUGUCCCUCUGGAUCAACGAGAAGAUGCUGACUGCGCAGGACAUGUCGUACGACGAGGCGCGCAACCUGCACAGCAAGUGGCUCAAGCACCAGGCCUUCAUGGCCGAGCUGCAGUCCAACAAGGAGUGGCUGGAGAAGAUCGAGAAGGACGGGAUGCAGCUGGUGGCGGAGAAGCCGGAGACGGAGCCGAUGGUGAAGGAGAAGCUGUCGGACCUGCAGAAGAUGUGGGAGGUGCUGGAGUCCACCACGCAGACCAAGGCGCAGUGCCUGUUCGACGCCAACAGGGCGGAGCUCUUCACCCAGAGCUGCGCCGACCUGGACAAGUGGCUGGUGGGCCUGGAGGGGCAGAUCCAAUCGGACGACUAUGGCAAGGACCUGACCAGCGUCAGCAUCCUGCUCAAGAAGCAGCAGAUGCUGGAGAACCAGGUGGAGGUGCGGCAGAAGGAGGUGGAGGAGCUGCAGAGCCAGGCGCAGGUCCUGAGCCAGGAGGGCCGGGACACGGACGAGGUGGACGGGCAGCGCAGGGAGGUGGAGCAGAAGUUCCGGGAGCUUCUGGACCCCAUGCGCAAGCGGAAGGACCUGCUCAUGGCCUCCCGCGAGAUCCACCAGUUCAACCGCGACGUGGAGGACGAGAUCCUCUGGGUUGAGGAGAGAAUGCCACUUGCCACCUCCACAGACCAUGGACACAACCUGCAGACCGUGCAGUUGCUCAUCAAGAAGAACCAGACCCUGCAGAAGGAGAUCCAGGGCCACCAGCCGCGCCGCGACGACAUCUUCGAGCGGAGCCAGAACAUCCUGCGGGACGACAGCCCGAACGCGGAGGCCAUCCGGCAGCGGCUGGCCGACCUGCAGCGGCUGUGGGGCCUGAUGGUGGAGGAGGUGGAGAAGCGCCACGCCCGUCUGGAGGAGGCGCACCGGGCCCAGCAGUACUACUUCGACGCCGCCGAGGCCGAGGCCUGGAUGAGCGAGCAGGAGCUCUACAUGAUGUCAGAGGAGAAGGCCAAGGAUGAGCAGAGCUCGGUGGCCAUGCUGAAGAAGCACCAGAUCGUGGAGCAGUCGGUGGAGGACUACGCAGAGACCGUGCACCAGCUCUCCCAGACCAGCAGGGGGCUGGUGGCCGCGGGACAUCCCGAGAGUGAGAGGAUUAGCAUGAGGCAGUCGCAGGUGGAUAAGUUGUACGCGGGGCUGAAGGACCUGUCGGAGGAGAGGAGGGGGAAGUUGGACGAGAGGUUCCGGCUCUUCCAGCUCAACCGCGAGGUGGACGACCUGGAGCAGUGGAUCGCCGAGCGGGAGGUGGUGGCGGGGUCGCACGAGCUGGGCCAGGACUACGAGCACGUCACGAUGCUCCAGGAGCGUUUCCGGGAGUUCGCCCGCGACACGGGCAACAUCGGCCAGGAGCGCGUGGACGCCGUCAACCAGAUGGCGGACGAGCUGAUCAACUCGGGCCACACGGACGCGGCGACCAUCGCCGAGUGGAAGGACGGGCUGAACGAGGCCUGGGCCGACCUGCUGGAGCUGAUCGACACGCGCACGCAGAUCCUGGCCGCCUCCUACGAGCUGCACAAGUUCUACCACGACGCCAAGGAGAUCCUGGGCCGCAUCCUCGACAAGCACAAGAAGCUUCCGGAGGAGCUGGGCCGCGACCAGAACACGGUGGAGACGCUGCAGAGGAUGCACACCACCUUCGAGCACGACAUACAGGCCCUGGGGACGCAGGUGAGGCAGCUGCAGGAGGACGCGGUGCGUCUGCAGUCGGCGUACGCCGGCGACAAGGCCGACGACAUCCAGAAGCGGGAGGGGGAGGUGCUGGAGGCCUGGAAGGCCCUCCUGGAGGCCGCCGACGGGCGGAGGGUGCGGCUGCUCGACACCGGCGACAAGUUCCGCUUCUUCAGCAUGGUGCGCGACCUCAUGCUCUGGAUGGAGGACGUCAUCCGCCUCAUCGAGGCCCAGGAGAAGCCCAGGGACGUGUCGUCCGUGGAGCUCCUGAUGAACAACCACCAGGGCAUCAAGGCGGAGAUCGACGCCCGCAACGACAGCUUCACCACCUGCAUCGAGCUGGGCAAGGCUCUGUUGGCACGGAAACACUACGCCUCAGAGGAGAUCAAAGAGAAGCUGCUGCAGCUGACAGACAAGAGGAAAGACAUGAUUGACAAGUGGGAGGACCGGUGGGAGUGGCUAAGACUGGUUUUGGAAGUGCACCAGUUUUCGCGGGACGCGGGCGUGGCGGAGGCGUGGCUGCUGGGGCAGGAGCCGUACCUGUCCAGCCGGGAGAUGGGCCAGAACGUGGACGAGGUGGAGAAGCUGAUAAAGAGGCACGAGGCCUUCGAGAAGUCCGCCGCUACCUGGGAGGAGAGAUUCUCUGCGCUGGAGCGGCUCACCACGAUGGAGUUACUGGAAGUGAGACGAGGACAAGAGGAGGAAGAGAGGAGAAGGCAGCCCCCGCCAGAGGCCAUUGCCGCCUCCGAAUCCCAGUCGCCACUGCAACGGGAGGGCGAGCAGGUCUCCCAGAACGGACUGCCGUCAGACCAGGACUCUCCACGGGACGGCGAGGAGAUCGUGAACGGCGUGGCGGAGCGGAGCUCCAAGGAGCCCAGCCCCACCCCGUCGCCGUCCGGCGAGCGCAAGGGCAAGCAGGCCGCCACGCUUCCCGCCAAGUCCCAGGACUCCCCGGCCUCCCAGAUAGAGGGCGUGCUGCACCGCAAGCACGAGUGGGAGGCGCCCAACAAGAAGGCCUCCAACAGGUCCUGGCACCACGUGUACUGCGUGAUAAACAAUCGCGAAAUGGGCUUUUACAAGGACAACAAGAGCGCCAGCCAGGGCAUCCCAUACCACAACGAGAUCCCCAUCAGCCUGAGGGACUCCUUCUGCGAGGUCGCCCUCGACUACAAGAAGAAGAAGCACGUCUUCAAGCUGAGACUUACUGAUGGGAAUGAGUAUCUCUUCCAAGCCAAAGAUGAUGAGGAGAUGAGCAUGUGGAUCGCGGACAUCGCGGGCGCCGGCGCCUCGGACAAGGCGGACGUGACGCCGAGCAGCCAGAGCACCCCCGCCUCCAGCCGCGCCCAGACCCUGCCGGCGGGCGCGUCCCUCGCCGCGGAGUCCAGCCCGGGCAAGCGGGAGAAGGACAAGGACAAGGACAAGGAGAAGGACAAGGAGAAACGCUUCAGCCUCUUCAGCAAGAAGAAGUAGUGAACAGGCCCUCCACCCCCCCCCCCCCCAUUCCUGGGCGUGGCCACUUCUUCUCCAGCCAAUGAAAUUCCAGCAUGCAAGCUCAGAACCAAUACACCACACUCUGUGCCUAAUGUUACUCCAAUUGGUUUUAGAAGUAAAUUAGGGCUUUUUAAAUAAACAAAAAAAAAAAUGUACACAAAUUAAAAAAUUGUAAAGGAGAAAAAAAAAAAUAUUUAAAGCUAGGGUGUGAGAUGCUUUGGGCAGCUUCCGUCUUAAAAAUGACAAGUAAAUACAUAAAUAACUCAGAGACAGGACCAGAGGGAGGUUAUUUGUUUUCAUUACCCGUUUGACUUUCCUUUUUUCCAUUUUUUCCAUUUUUGUUCUUCUCUCUUUUUUUGUAAUUGUAUGUAGUUAUAGGGUUUGGAUAUUUAAACAUUUCCUCAAUUUUGUGAGGCUGUCUUUGGAAAGACGACUUACAUCCUGUUCUGCUGUUGGAAGGAGGUGGGCAGUGGUGCUUGGAAACCAUUCCUUUCCACUCCGCGCAUAUACUGGACUGCACACCUGCAAUUAAACAAACACCUGUUCAAUUCCCUGUACUAAAACCUUACACCCAUUAUAGGCUUCAAUAAGGUAUAUCGUCUUUGCUAAUAUUUAGUAUAAACACGCAUUAAUUUUGGAUACAGAUCCAUAAUGAUCAAGUGUCAGCUACUAACACACGCUGGUGCUUUUUAACAGUGAUUGUGACAAGCAAGAAUGUUGGAUUACUAUGAAGGACUUAGAAUACUGAAUACAUUUUAAAACUUGUAAUUUUACAGCAAAAACUCCUUUAUUUGUUCUGUUGUUUUGUUUCUGUUGUUGUUCUUGAGUUGCAUUAUAUUGUACGUUUCAGGUUAUUCUAGUACAGAUUAUAAAAUAACUAGAUGUAUUAUAAACACUUAAAAGCAUUGUUGUUAAGUGAAAAAAGUGGAAACAAAAGCAUUUACUGGAAAAAAAGUAAUGUUACUCAAAAAAACGGUUGCUUGCUUGUUGGCUACAGCACUGCGUGUUAUGAUUUUUUGCUACAUUUCCGCGCUAUUUGAUACAUAGUGUGCAUUUCUCUGUCUCUGUAACUAUUGUAAUGAACAUUUUCAUCUUAUUGCACAAUCAGAAAUGACAUUAUUAUAGGAAUGAGCUCCUUUGCCCGGGUGUGAGGGUCUGUGGGCUCGCACUUUAGUGAGGCCAGCCAGAAGUAUGGAACUGCACCUGUAGACUUUUACCCUCUGUUAAAUAUGUUGCAAAGUCAUUAAAAUGCUUUUAAAAUUA